GACACCGUACUUGAACCAAAGCUUCCGACAGAAAAAGACCUUCUUUCGCACACUUUUGACACAGCUCACAGCGCAUGCUCAGACUGAGGGACGGCGCAUUGAUUUACUGUGAGGAAGUCAGAGAGACAUUAAAAGGUUUUAAGAUGACCACAUCAUGGAGUGACAGAUUGCAGAAUUAUGCUGACCUUCCUGCCAACAUGGACGGCCUCACGAUGAAGAAAUACAGGAGGGAGCCCUACCACAGAAUCUUCGUCAAUCGAAGUUUGGCAAUGGAGAAAAUCAAGUGCUUUGGCUUUGAUAUGGAUUACACUUUAGCAGUGUACAAGUCGCCCGAGUACGAGUCGUUGGGCUUUGAGCUGACGGUGGAACGCCUGGUCUCCAUCGGUUACCCCCAGGAGCUGCUCAGCUUCGUCUACGAUCCAUCAUUUCCCACCAGGGGUCUGGUGUUUGAUACCAUGUAUGGAAACCUCCUUAAGGUUGAUGCUUACGGUAAUAUCCUGGUUUGUGUCCAUGGAUUCAACUUCCUUCGAGGCCCAGAAAUACGUGAAAGGUACCCAAAUAAGUUCAUUCAGAGGGACGAUACAGAGCGUUUUUAUAUCCUGAACACACUGUUCAACCUGCCAGAAACCUACCUUUUUGCAUGCCUUGUGGAUUUCUUUUCCAACUGUGACAGAUACACAAGCUGUGAAACGGGCUUCAAAGAUGGUGACCUGUUCAUGUCCUACAAGAGCAUGUUCCAGGACGUCCGGGACGCUGUGGAUUGGGUCCACUUCAAGGGAACGUUAAAAGAGAAGACGGUUGAGAACUUGGAGAAGUACGUGGUGAGAGAUGGGAAGCUUCCUCUCCUCCUCAGCCGGAUGAAUGAAGUGGCCAAAGUUUUCUUAGCAACCAACAGUGACUACAAAUACACAGAUAAAAUCAUGACUUACCUGUUCGACUUCCCACACGGUCCAAAGCCGGGUACCGCCCACCGACCCUGGCAGUCUUACUUUGAUCUGAUCCUUGUGGAUGCCAGGAAGCCGCUGUUCUUUGGGGAGGGGACGGUGCUCCGACAAGUCGACACGACUACAGGACGCCUAAAAAUAGGAACCUACACGGGACCCCUGCAGCAUGGAAUAGUGUACUCUGGAGGUUCUUCAGACAUUGUGUGUGACUUGCUGGGGGCCAAAGGAAAGGACAUUUUAUACAUUGGGGACCACAUCUUUGGAGACAUCCUCAAGUCCAAGAAACGUCAAGGCUGGAGGACGUUCCUGGUUAUACCUGAACUGGCCCAGGAGCUGCACGUCUGGACCGACAAGAGCUCAUUAUUCGAGGAACUUCAAGGCUUGGACAUUUUCUUGGCCGAACUUUACAAACAUCUGGACAGCAGUAGUAACGAGAGGCCUGACAUCAGCACUAUUCAGAGAAGAGUCAAGAAAGUGACGCACGACAUGGACAUGUGCUACGGCAUGAUGGGUAGCUUGUUCCGCAGCGGCUCCAGACAGACCCUGUUCGCCUCCCAGGUGAUGCGUUACGCCGACCUGUACGCCGCCUCCUUCAUCAACCUGCUGUAUUACCCCUUCAGCUACCUGUUCAGAGCUGCGCACGUCCUGAUGCCCCACGAGUCGACUGUCGAGCACACCCACGUGGACAUAGACUUGGAGUCUCCUCUGGCCACACGGAACCGCACCCACUGCAGAGACUGCAAGGACCUGGAGUGCAAACGCACCCAGCUGACCCGCUCCUUCAGCGAGAUCAAACCUCCCAACAUGUUCCCCCAGGUUCCCCAGGAGAUCACUCACUGCCACGAUGAGGACGAUGAUGAAGAGGAGGAGU
Nematolebias whitei (Rio pearlfish) is the source of this 1815-nucleotide messenger RNA. It is a transcript of the gene nt5c2b, whose product is annotated as 5'-nucleotidase, cytosolic IIb. The record is from RefSeq and is a predicted model, not a curated record. Gene Ontology annotation, molecular function: 5'-nucleotidase activity. NCBI's taxonomy places the organism in Eukaryota, Metazoa, Chordata, Actinopteri, Cyprinodontiformes, Rivulidae.